This is a messenger RNA of Jatropha curcas, 950 nucleotides long. RefSeq names its product ADP-ribosylation factor. Gene Ontology annotation, molecular function: GTPase activity; GTP binding. NCBI's taxonomy places the organism in Eukaryota, Viridiplantae, Streptophyta, Magnoliopsida, Malpighiales, Euphorbiaceae. The record is from RefSeq and is a predicted model, not a curated record.
AGAAAAUCGUUUGAAUCAUUAACGUCGUCGAAACGGCCGUUAUCUCAUUUACUCAUUUAAAUAUCGACUAUAUGGCCUUCCAUUCAUUUACCGUCCUCGUUCUCUAUCUCCUUUUCGCUCUCUUCUCUCUCGAUCUUGCUCCUCGACGUCUCUCUGAGAUAAUAAGAUGGGGCUUUCUUUCACCAAGCUCUUCAGUCGGCUGUUUGCCAAGAAGGAGAUGCGAAUCCUUAUGGUGGGUCUUGACGCAGCUGGUAAGACAACAAUCUUGUACAAGCUCAAGCUUGGAGAAAUUGUCACGACCAUCCCCACAAUUGGAUUUAAUGUUGAGACUGUGGAGUACAAGAACAUAAGCUUCACUGUCUGGGACGUUGGUGGUCAGGACAAGAUUCGACCAUUAUGGAGACAUUACUUCCAAAACACUCAAGGGCUGAUAUUUGUGGUUGAUAGCAAUGACCGUGACCGUAUUGUUGAGGCUCGAGAUGAGCUGCAUCGCAUGUUGAAUGAGGAUGAGUUGAGAGAUGCUGUGCUGCUUGUAUUUGCUAACAAGCAAGAUCUUCCAAAUGCUAUGAAUGCUGCUGAGAUUACUGAUAAGCUUGGCCUCCACUCUCUUCGCCAACGCCAUUGGUAUAUCCAGAGCACAUGUGCCACUUCAGGUGAAGGGCUUUAUGAAGGACUUGACUGGCUCUCCAAUAACAUUGCUAACAAGGCAUAGGAUAUGGGUCAGUUUUCAACAAUGUGAGCUGCACUCUGCUGCAAAUUUGUUUAUUUUGGUGUCUUCUGGAUCUCUUAUCAUGUAAUUGUUGAGAUAAUGUAUUUCUUAGAUAUCAAUACUGUAAUAGAAAUUGGCAAAAUUAUUCCUGUAGAUUUUAAAUAAUUGAUGAUUCACCGUUCGUACAUGUGCCUCCAUAGACCUCCAAUGUGAAAUUUUUGGAAAUUCCUGUUUUGAUGAG